AGGAGGAGCUGCGGAGGUCCGCAGAGGAGAUGAAGCGCACGCGGGAGAUGGUCAGCUUCUUCCCAAGUGGCAGCGAGGAGCAGCCGGAGCCUGUAAUGCCAGCAUGCAGUGAGCCCACCUGGGAGCUGGUGAUGGACAAGAAGCACUUCAAGCUGUGGCGACGGCCAAUUGAAGGGAACCACCUCUAUCAGUACAGAGUUUUUGGGACCUACACAGAUGUGACCCCCAGACAGUUCUUCAAUGUACAGCUGGACACCGAGUACCGAAAGAAAUGGGAUUCUCUAGUCAUCAAACUGGAUGUGAUAGAGCGAGAUGUGACCACUGGCUCGGAAGUGGUCCACUGGGUAACCCACUUCCCAUACCCCAUGUACUCACGGGACUAUGUCUAUGUCCGGCGGUACAGUGUUGACAAGGAAAAUAAUCUGAUGGUGCUGGUAUCACGGGCAGUGGAGCACCCCAGUAUCCCAGAGGAUCCCAAGUACGUCCGUGUCCAGACUUAUGAGUCACAGAUGGUCAUCCGCCCGCACAAGACCUUUGAUGAGAAUGGUUUUGAUUACCUGCUGACAUACAGCGACAACCCCCAGACCAUGUUCCCCCGCUACUGUGUCAGCUGGAUGGUCUCCAGUGGCAUGCCCGACUUCCUGGAGAAGCUACAUGCAGCCACCCUCAAAGCCAAGAGGAUGGAGAUUGAGGUGCGGGACUACAUCUCUGCCAGGCCGGCUGAGAGCAGCGGCAGCGAGAGCAAGGCCAGCCUGCCCAAUGCAGAGCACAAGCCUGAGGGUACCCGCAGUCCUGCACAGCUGGGCUAUGCCUGAGGGCCGGCCCAGAUCCAGCCAGCUGGGAAACUGGGGGUGCGAGACUCCUCCCCCGCUUGUCUCUGGACCCUUCCUCAUUCCCCAUCUGGAGACGGGAGUUUGCAUCUUGCCCCCGGCCAUGUGUUUUCCUGGCCUGUGAACUGUAGCAUCUGCAUCCUCCCUGUCUGUGCUCACAGGCACUGCCCUUGUGAAGCAUCUCCUCUGUACAGAAUGAACAGUCUUGCCCUCCCGCCUGCUUCUCUCCCCUCCACGCUGGCUGGGGCCAGAAAGCCACCUCAGCUCUGCAGCACUGGGCUCUUCAGACUCGAGCAGUGUCUAUUGGCAGGACUAGCGCCCCAGCCCAGAUUGUACUAUAGGCUCUAUGUGGGGUACUACAGCCAUCCCCCGUGUUGCCCCGCUGCUACCCAAGUGCCUUUCCCCAUGGCUUGCUCUGGGGGUAGGGGGCUGAAGUGGGAAGCCCAGCAUGAAGCCAGAGCACAACACCCCCCUGGAUUGGAGGGAAGUCGGCACUGCUUCCCUGCCCACUGGGCUGGUUAUGUUUCUACCUCUUGAGGCUGCCUGCCUGCUUGGGAGCCUGGGCUGGAGAUCUAGGCCCUGCUGUAUAGAUACUAGAGUUGUCUUAGUAUGUCGGAGGGGUAUUUUUCAGGAGUGGGCAUCUGCUGUCAUCUGUGAGCCUCUCUGCCCUCAGCUACUGAGAAGCCAGCACCUGCUGCCACAUCCCAGCCAGCCACGUGGUACCUUAGAAGCAAUGGGAUCCCCAGCUGCCUGCCCCAGGCUGGGUGGAUGGGGGGGCAGUCUCCUGUUCUGCUGGGGUCAGUGGGCUUAUCUGGAAUGGGACAGCGGCUCAGUCCUGGUGCCUGUCUGGGGAUGGGGCUGGAGCAGGCAGUUUCAACGUGGAUCAACCUUGAUGAAUAAAUAAACUGUUACAGUAA
This is a messenger RNA of Alligator sinensis (Chinese alligator), 1747 nucleotides long. RefSeq names its product StAR related lipid transfer domain containing 7 (gene STARD7). The transcript is spliced from 8 exons. The coding region runs from base 30 to 815 and encodes 261 amino acids. The record is from RefSeq and is a predicted model, not a curated record. Gene Ontology annotation, molecular function: lipid binding. NCBI's taxonomy places the organism in Eukaryota, Metazoa, Chordata, Crocodylia, Alligatoridae.